Molecule: messenger RNA, 798 nt
Organism: Aegilops tauschii subsp. strangulata
Lineage: Eukaryota; Viridiplantae; Streptophyta; Magnoliopsida; Poales; Poaceae
Source: RefSeq, a predicted model, not a curated record
AUGGCAACACACUCGGCGACGCCUCAAGGAAGGAAACGACACCCACAGGCGCCGUCGUCGCCGGCCCGACCAAAACCGGACAGGAUUUUCAUCCGUAAUGUUGCACACAUCCACACCUCCGAGCAACCUGUCGUUGAAGCUGCGCAGCCGGGUCCUCCCACACCAGCACUGUCGAGAGAGCGCGCCACCACAACCACCAACAACCCAGGCGAGGAACCGCAGUCACCUACCACGCCGUGCAGGGGCCAGGACCACCACGACGGCCUUCACCCACACCAGGGGACUGCCACGCGAAGGAACCAGCUUCAGGCCCAAAUCGAGACCGAGAAUGGAUCUGGAUCUGACCCGCACCGCACCUCCAUCCACCGCUCCGGCGCCAACGCCUCUGGGGGCAUCACCGCCCGCCCACCACACGGAGACGGCCGGCCGGCCGCUGCCCGCCAGGAACCCUACCUGGCUGGGCUUCCACAGCGCCGCCACCUCCAUGGCAGAGGGCUUGCGCCGCCGCCACCCACUAGCGCCAGCGCCCCGCCCUCCAUCGCCUCUCUGCAGCCUCCCUCGCCUUGCUCCACAUCGCCACCGCUCCACCGCGCUCCCCGCCGUGCGUCGACGAGCGCCACCAAGAUCCGCGCCGUCGGCCACCCCAUCUCCAAGGCAGACCCGAAGACGACCUGCUCCGCGCGAAGAGGUUCGUCGGGGGCGCCGCUAGCACCCGCCGCCUUCGACGGUCGGGCGUGGCCGCCACCGCCGGCACUGGCGGCGGCGGCGGCUGGGGGAGGAGAUCCGGCGGCCUUCUGA